This is a messenger RNA of Westerdykella ornata, 1729 nucleotides long. Its product is annotated as thiolase-like protein. The coding region runs from base 82 to 1458 and encodes 458 amino acids. The record is from RefSeq and is a predicted model, not a curated record. The transcript has 2 exons. Lineage: Eukaryota; Fungi; Ascomycota; Dothideomycetes; Pleosporales; Sporormiaceae. Gene Ontology annotation, molecular function: acyltransferase activity, transferring groups other than amino-acyl groups.
GCAACAAAGAUGAUAUAUCAUGCUCCUACGUCAGCUUGGGCUCUGGCAUCUAACCCGUAACAGCAGCCUUCCUCCUCUACCAUGGCGCCCAAGAACGAUAUCCCGGCCUAUGUCCUAGGUGUUGGCCUCACCAAUUUCAUCAAGCCGCGGAAGCAGCGCUUCUAUCCUGAGAUGGGAUAUGAGGCAGGUGUGAAGGCUAUGUUGGAUGCUCAGAUCAACUACGACGAUGUCGAGACGGGCAUUGCGUGUUACUGCUAUGGCGACACCACCAGUGGGCAGCGCAUCUUCUAUCAAUUUGGAAUGAGCCAAAUCCCCAUAUACAACACGAACAACGCAUGUGCCACUGGUUCCACCGGUCUGCACAUGGCACGCACCCUGAUCAAGAACGGCGCAAUCGACUGCGCGCUUGUCAUCGGUUUUGAGCAGAUGAAUCCCGGCUCCAUCAAGUCCGUCUGGGGCGAUCGUCCCUCUCCCAUGGGCCUCUCCAUGCGUAUGAUGGCCGAUACUCGCGGUAUCACCGACUCUCCGCCCAACGCCCAGUACUUCGCCAACGCCGGAAGGGAGUACAUGGAGAAAUACGGCGCCGAGGCCCGCGACUUUGCAGAGAUAGCCCGCAUCAGCCACGAGCAUUCCCAGCGGAACCCCUAUGCGCAGUUCCAGCAGAAGUACACGCUGGAGGAAAUCGAGAAGUCGCCCAUGAUCCACUAUCCCCUGACCAAGCUGCAAUGCUCUCCCACCUCGGACGGUGCCGCUGCCGCCGUCAUCGUCUCCCAGAAGUUCCUCGAUGAGCGGCCUCACCUAAAGAGCCAGGCUAUCCUUAUAGCCGGCCAGACUCUCUUCACCGACUCUCCACAGCUCUACUCCAAGAGCAGCAUGGACCUCGUCGGUUUCGACAUGACCAGGCGUGCGGCGCAGGCUGCCUACAAGGAGGCCGGCGUAAGCCCAAAGGACAUCAAAGUGUGCGAGAUGCACGACUGUUUCUCUGCAAACGAGUUAAUCGUCCUGGACGGUCUGGGCUUCUGCGAGCCCGGAAAGGCCCACGAGAUGGUUCGCCGCGGCGACAUCACGUAUGGCGGAAAGGGUCCCGUUGUCAACCCGUCAGGAGGUCUCAUCUCUAAGGGCCAUCCCCUCGGCGCCACUGGUCUUGCUCAGUGCGCGGAGCUGACCUGGCAGCUUCGUGGCUGGGCGAAUAACAGGCUCGUGGAUGCAGACGUCGCUUUGCAGCACAAUCUUGGCCUCGGUGGCGCCGUUGUCAUUACAAUUUAUAAGCGUGCCGAUGGAGGUAUGAAUAGGAAGCUCAGUGAUGAGGAGGUUGUCCAGUCUAGCCAGUUCUCAUACAAUCCCGCUACCGAGGCGAGAUAUGUGACCAAGGAGGAGGGAGAGAAGGUGCGGAGCAGGAAAGCGAGAAAUGAUUAUGCGCUGGGUGAUACCCUGGAGAAGUUGCAGAGUCGGUUGUAGGCUAGUGAUGUUGGAGUACCCUACGCUAAAUGCGAGUGGUAAACUGUAUAUUUGAGAAUCUUUCUUGGUUCGCACGUCCUGACCAUAAUUAUAAAACCGUCACAGCGAACUUAUCAUGCACCUGAAACUAUGCGAGACAGGUUAAAGAGAUAAUGAAACAAGUGUUGGAUGUUUAAGAGAAGUAAUUCAGGAGAACGGGAGCAAGCGAGACUGGAAGGCUAAAACACUCUAGGCUCCGGAAUAAACCAAUCAGCUGUACCGAUACGCGGGC